This is a messenger RNA of Phycodurus eques (leafy seadragon), 3107 nucleotides long. It is a transcript of the gene stk16, whose product is annotated as serine/threonine kinase 16. Gene Ontology annotation, molecular function: protein serine/threonine kinase activity; ATP binding. Gene Ontology annotation, biological process: protein phosphorylation. The record is from RefSeq and is a predicted model, not a curated record. Bases 110 to 1027 code for a protein of 305 amino acids. The transcript is spliced from 8 exons. Gene Ontology annotation, cellular component: cytoplasm; Golgi apparatus. Lineage: Eukaryota; Metazoa; Chordata; Actinopteri; Syngnathiformes; Syngnathidae.
CGGGCAAAGCCCGGUGAAGCUAGCAGGUAACUUCCAUUGCUCCAUAUUUCAACAUCAUUUCACACUUUCGUCAGGCUAGUUUUUUAAAUAAUGUAAUGUUCCAGUCAAGAUGGGGCAGUCGAUGUGCAUCUGCUCGCGCGGCUCCAUCACCAUUGAUAGCAAAAAAUACUACUUCUUGCAGAAACUUGACGAGGGUGGUUUCAGUUACGUGGACCUUGUUGAGGGGGUAAAGGACGGUCGCUUCUAUGCCCUGAAGAGGAUCCUGUGUCAUGAUCGAGAAGGCCGCCAGGAGGCCCAGACAGAGGUGGAGAUGCACCAGAUGUUUAAUCACCCCAAUAUACUUAGCCUUGUGGCACACACCGUUGUUGAACGCAACGGAAAGAGUGAAGCCUGGCUGCUUCUGCCGUACAUAAGAAAGGGCAGUCUGUGGUCGGUUCUGGAGAAGCUUCAAGAAAAUGGGAGCUACAUGCCUGAAAAACAGAUUUUAAAAAUCUUUCGUGGGAUCUGUUCAGGUCUCAAGGCCAUCCAUGACAAAGGUUAUGCCCACCGAGAUCUUAAACCUACAAAUGUGCUUCUGAAUGAGGACGACAGCCCCGUCCUAAUGGACCUGGGCUCUAUGAACAGAGCGCGUGUUGAGGUCCGGGGAUCUAGAGAAGCAAUGACUCUACAGGACUGGGCUGCCCAGCGAUGCACCAUUUCCUACCGGGCCCCCGAGCUCUUCAAUGUGGAGAGCUACUGUGUUAUCGACGAGCGCACAGAUAUCUGGUCACUUGGCUGCGUGUUAUACUGCAUGAUGGUGCUGGCGGGACCCUAUGACCUCGUCUUUCAGAGAGGGGACAGUGUCGCCUUGGCAGUUCAGAAUCCUGUGGUCCUUCCACAACCCUGCAGUUACUCGGAGGGGCUGCAGUUGCUGCUGGGCUCCAUAAUGGUGUCCAACACCCAGGCGAGACCGAACAUCAGCUGGGUUCUUGAGCAGGUACAGGACCUGCAGAGUUGCAGCCCAAAUACCCAAACCAAUAUGGUCUGAAAGGACUUUGGCGCACACGGAUAAACGUCUCCGAAAUGGAAAUCCUUAAUUUAUUGAACAGUGUAAAGGUGAAAACACAGAUAUGAAUUAUUUUGAUUUAGUCUGGGAAGUUGCGUGACAUUUUGAAUGGACUCAUGUGGUCCACGUAAGCUUAGAAUCUCCCUUGCCCGCUUUUGCUUUCCAUUGUGUACUUGCGUUUUCAAAACUGUUCCUAUGUGCCUUAUUUGCCCGAAUGAGGUCGUUACAAGCUGGAGACUCGAUGCGGAGCCAGAAGUUUUCACCAAUUAUUGGAAUGGGUUUGCAGGCACCCGAUAGCUCAACAAUAAUCAAUAUUUGCAUUAUCGAUCUUGUUGUGCUCGGUUAAAUCCUCACAAAAUCAUCAUCAGAUAAACCCAUUUCCUAACAGGACCAACAGUUCUUUCAAAUAUAUUUUAAUAAUUCAUUUUGAUCUAAUGUCUGAAGAUCGAUUUGUAAUGGCCUGCAAUGUUCAUGUGGAUGAAAAUAGCCCGAGAUUGACAUUCCGUGCCAAAGGAAAGAUGUUAGCUUCGAUGACAUUGCCACCUUUUUUAAUUGUGUUGUUAUUGGUUCAUAACAUUUGCAUUUUGUAGUUUUGGUAUGUGUAACGCUGCUGUGUUUGCACAUGUGUACUAUAAUAAGUACAUGGAGUAUGGGUCAUUUUGAUAUAAUUUGAUCAAUAGCAGUAAAGACACUUUCAAUUUAGCCCGUUUUUGUAUAUGCUGCCUUGGUUUUUUUUAUAUAGGUAAAUGUCUCCCAUGCUGAAACAACCACGCUUAAAGUCCAAAUUUCAAAAAGUUAUUGAUGCUUUUACAUUGUUGCCAUUCAUAGUAAAGGCAAUCCUUAUUGACAGAGCAAAUGGUGGUCGCCAACAAAAAGACAGUUAUUUUCGUAAUGGUAAAGACAUAAAUGCCUUCAUAAAAAUCGUGUGAGUUGCAAGAUUUACGUGUUGCCCUUCAAACUGCGCAGUUUAUUAUCAUUUUUUUUGUUGCUCUCUGCUAUUGUGUGAAUGCAAAAUGGAUGCCUCGUCCGGCACUUCAGCUCACAGAUCCCGCUGGUGGAUUGCAACAACAUAAUGAGGCUCUCUCCAGUGGCGUUAACAGUAAAGACAGCUUGAGUGACAAAGAAGGACCGUUUUUCAAAUAACCCAAAAAAAAAAAAAAAAACUGAAAGACACUAAACUGCAUUUGUGUUAUUUUUUCAUGGAAAAGGCAUAUUAAGCAAUAGGAGAAACAUCCUAUAUACCCAAAAAUGUAAGUAGCAUAUUCAGGAAAGAUGCUGCAAAUCAUGAAACUCCAUUUGGGAGACAUAAACAUGAAAGGAAUUUUGGCAUUAAAAGUUUGAAAAAUACUGCUUUCAAAUAUUUUUUUUCUUCGAGACAACUAACACCUUUUGAUGGAUAACAACUGCAAAAGGAAGUCCAGUGGCCCAUGUAUUUACCGUUAUUGAUCAAAUGAUAUGAAAGUGACCCAUAUAGUAAAAGGUUACCACUAAAGUUAACUCCACAAUAGCAUAAAAGUAGCAGCGCCUUAUUGCAAUGCCGCUUGUAACCAUACAGUGGCGCUGCAUCAUCACAGGCGAGUUAUUACUUUCCCCCAGACUGUAUCACAAACUAAACUUUUAAUAAUUAGCUGAGACGUUUUAACUGUAAUCUUAUUUUCUUUAUUGUAUUCACCACUGCAGGUAAACAUCAAAUCCCCCCCCACCCCCCCAACUAAGUGUCGGUUUGCAUUCAUGUAUGACUUUUAUACACUUUUGUUCUCUCAGGUCUCGCCCUCAAUGGGUCUCUUAAUUCACUCUUUACAGACUCAAAUGGUACAUCUCAAAAGUCAAAAUUAAAAAAUCGCCAACAACCUGAUUUUGUCUGUGAAUGAAAACACUGUUAAUUAUUUCAAUGAUAUUUCAUUCUCUGGUUCACAAAGUGUUUGGAAGUCUAUGUUUAAUAUUCCAGUAAUGAUAAACAUGAUUUGUGAUGGCUGUUUAUAUAAUAAUUUUAUCAGUGCUCAGAAAAAAACAAUAAAUGUCAUAAAUAGCUCUGGUAUAGUAUUGUAUGUGUGUAUUUGAU